This is a messenger RNA of Pomacea canaliculata, 870 nucleotides long. RefSeq lists its product as uncharacterized. The record is from RefSeq and is a predicted model, not a curated record. NCBI's taxonomy places the organism in Eukaryota, Metazoa, Mollusca, Gastropoda, Architaenioglossa, Ampullariidae. The transcript has 4 exons. The coding region runs from base 88 to 870 and encodes 260 amino acids.
GGCGGUGGCGACUUCCUGCAGCUGCUUAGAAAGUUUUGAUGUGGAGCUGUCACGACAAGCUUUGCACACAGUGCAGGCCAGUCACACAUGACUGACAUCAGAACCCGGGAAGAAUCUUGUAAGGGAGGAAGAGAGAACUGGUGUUUAACGCCAAGCCAGCAAGUAAGACUAUAUGAGGGCAAGGCAGUCAGCCCUGUAAACAGACGCCACAGACACAGAAAGAACAGCGAGUCCGCGACGGGAGCUGAACCCAGGACAGCCAACCUUCACUGUGUUGGUGACAGGCGACAGUCGUUGCACCACCGGGCCGCCUACGAAUCUUGUAGACUGAAGAAGUUGAGUGGAAUAGGUAGAACAGUCAACCCGUUUGUCUUCGGGGCUAUCUUUGACCGAUCAUUCGUGAUCAGGCGAGUCACCUCAAGCAUGAUGUCGCUGUCCUCAGCUUGGCGCACGUCCAUUUGCGUGACACUUGUUACAGGUCAGCCUGUCAUGUCAUCUGGAACACGUCAACAGGCGAGCCUCCCUACUACACGGAGUUUACAUUCAAGUUUUCUGUCCGGACGAGGUGCCACCUCACUCAAGUCCUUUUCCCGUCCUGCCCGCCAAGGCGACCCGGAAGAACAGCCGAAGAGAGAUGCGAACUUCCGUUUCUUUGUAGAGGGAGCGGCACCAAGCGGGGGGCCAGGAAUGCGGCUGCCCUCAGCUGAGCACUCCACUCACUGCUCCUGGCCUGACACCAACAUUAUCGCCGCCUUCGUCUGGGAUGCUCGCUCAGGAAUUUCCUCGGUCCUCAGCGACCCUCUGCAUCUUGCAGGCCCACCCCCAUCCCCACUACCCCCAUCCUUGUGGCUACUUAGUGAAGUGAACUGA